Messenger RNA from Portunus trituberculatus (swimming crab), 2389 nucleotides. RefSeq names its product DNA repair protein RAD51 homolog 4-like. Gene Ontology annotation, molecular function: four-way junction DNA binding; single-stranded DNA binding; ATP hydrolysis activity. Gene Ontology annotation, biological process: DNA strand invasion; reciprocal meiotic recombination; telomere maintenance. NCBI's taxonomy places the organism in Eukaryota, Metazoa, Arthropoda, Malacostraca, Decapoda, Portunidae. The record is from RefSeq and is a predicted model, not a curated record. Gene Ontology annotation, cellular component: Rad51B-Rad51C-Rad51D-XRCC2 complex; centrosome; replication fork. The transcript is spliced from 6 exons. Bases 932 to 2017 code for a protein of 361 amino acids.
CACGUGUACAAUAGUAGCCUUACACGUGUACAAAAACACCCUUCAUAAACGUGAAAUAAAGUGGAUACCAUAUUACCAUGUCUUGUAAAGUUGUCAUGUGCUACUGAGUACUGUCAAGGGCCGAUAAUAAAACAUUAACCCGCGCGAAAAUCCAGACCCUAGGAAAAAUUUCAGUUUGUUGACAGGCACGUAACUCAAGGAGUUAUUUAGUGUACAGCGAAAGGAAUUAAUAACUGAUGCAGCAACACACUCAAGGCACAGCACAAGCCUCACCUCGCUGAAAUUUCCAUCUAGCCAGAAGAGGAGUAGCGAAGUAUGUCCCACGGCAGCCAGCUGAGCCGCUGUCACCACUCACCACCGCCUUGCACCUUCAUUGUUUGGAUUGGCGAAUAGCGACGCAGCGACCCAGAGACCAAAGGCUAAAGUUUAUUUGCCCUGCCUGGUGCUUACUCUAUGAUGGAACGAAAAUCAAGUAACACAAGAAUUAAAUUACAAAUUUUUUUUUUUUUUUUUAUUUCCUUGCUCGGUGUAGCCUCGUCAGUGUUUCUCUUACAGUAACAUAUCAUUAUGAGGGCUGCUGUUUAUUUACACCUUUUCCUGCACACGCGUCAAUCUCUCACACGGAUUGGCCAAGCAAAACAGUAUUCUCUAAUUAAAAUCAACACAAACAGAGCAAGAACAAGGAUCAUUGAGUCAUCGUGGCCUUAAUGACUACAACAACAGGAACAACUAACAAGAGCAAGUGUUGGCCCGAAGAAUUCAAAACAGGGCACUGUAAUCGAGGCGAGCGCGCGGGACGGUUUCUCGGGGACAGUGCCCAAAACAGUAUGGACGAGAACAGACACUGCCUGAGGAACACCUGACAGGCUGACACCAACAAACAUCUGCAUCAUUGUGUGUCUCAAUAUCUACGGACAGGAAGGACAGCAACAUGCGUCUCUCGGCAUGGGCUUGUCCCUCUCUGACAGACGAGGUGGUGGCCAGGCUGGAGGCCCAGGGCGUCAGGGGCGUCACUGACCUCAUGCUCAGAGACUGUCAGGACCUGGCCAGGGAAGCUUCUGUCAGUUACAGGGAACUCCGCAGCAUCCGCCGAGUGGCCAUUGCCCACCACUCUGUGUUUGCAGUGUCAGGAAGGGAGUUGCUGCAUCAAGCGAUUCACAACACUAAAGUCUUCUCCACCGGCUGUAAAAUGCUGGACAGGUUGGUGGAGGGUGGCCUGACAACAGGAGAGGUGGUGGAGGUGUGUGGAGGCUCCGGGGAGGGCAAGACCACUCUCUGCCUUCAGCUGGCUCUCCACGCUGCACUAGAGCAAGGCUUAAGUGUCCUCUAUGUUGAUCCUGUGGGCAGCCUCAACCAUCUCAGAGUCAAUCCCUUAGUAGAGGCACUUCCACACGAUUUAAAGGCAGUGGAAGAUGCUCUGAGUCGCAUCAAAGUGACCGGAGCAUCAGAUGUAUGGGAAGUGUUUGCCGCGUUAAGAAUCGCCACACAGCCUUUCAUUCCUGUGAGGUAUGGCCAAUUGGAUGAGGGAGGAGCUCAAGAUGGUGAUUCUAACCUAGCAAAGAUUAAACUCGUGAUUAUUGAUUCCUUGGCUUCUGUAAUGCUGCCUCUCAUCACCAAGGAAGACUCCAAACAAGGUCUUGCCAUUCUAAACCAGUUGGCAGUGAGACUCAAGACUGUGGCUAAGGAGCAGCAGGUGGCAGUGGUGGUGGUAAACAAUGUGGUGCAGGCAGGCAGUGGACACAACAACCUACAACACCACACUGCUAAGCCCAAGUGGAUGCCAGCACUGGGCAGAUUCUGGCGUUCCGUUCCACGUAUUCGCCUGUAUGUCAGGAGAGUGAGAGGAACGGACCCCCCAGUAGUAGUCCGUGCAACUUCUGAGGAUGAGUGUCUGGUCCCUAAGAGUCCACUGGCACUCAAUGUUGCAGUGUGGAAGGGGACAAGGAUCAAGGCUGGCAGGGCAGUAGUCACCCUUCCCUUGACAUCUCUAAGUCAGUCUUCUCAAAGUUCCUCUUAAUGCCAUUACUUUCAAUAACUAUCUGAGUAUACCAUGGAAAUCUCUCUCUCUCUCUCUCUCUCUCUCUCUCUCUCUCUCUCUCUCUCUCUCUCUCUCUCUCUCUCUCUCUCUCUCUCUCUCUCUCUCUCUCAUUUUUAUUUUUUUUAAUUGUUGAAGAUUCCUUAAGAUUCAACUCUAACAAACUUGCUCAAUAUUGUGACUGUUCCACUAUUCUACCUUUGGGCUAUGACCUAAGACCUGUGACUGGUGACCUGUGGGCUGUGAUGGAAGGCAAAGACAUAACACAAGUAGGACAUUUAUUUGAUCUAUUUUUUGAAGUGUUUUGUUGGUGGAUUUGAUGUAUGUCAGAGUUUAAUAAAGUUAAGGAAUAUU